AGCUUGCAUCCUUGUUGCCAAAAAUUUAAUUAAUAGUUAUUGACUUAUUUAUUUGACGAUAAAGAUCCUAAGGGGUUAGUCGAUGAAUUUAACCCCAAGAUUAUAAACAAAAACACUGUGGUACUCAUUUUGAAAGGUUCUAUCGCUGCCUAAGAUGUCUAAUCUGACCCAUGAAGCGACAGGAACGAAAGAAACGAGCACAACUCGCUAAUCAGUAAUAAUUUGCAUUCGGAAUUUGUUUAUACGAACACCUUCGUUACACUGGAGAAUCGUCAUGGAUGAAUUCGAAACAAUAAGUCUCGAUACCGAAGAGUGCAAGAUUUGUGGACAACAGACAGGGGAAGAGCUGAUUUCAUGUAUUUUGCGCAAGAAAUUGCCCAGCUCGGGGGAAAACAUUAUUGAGUCUUCGAAAGCAGAGGAGGCUACCUUUGCUCAUCGAAUUUGCCUGGAAAGAUGGGACACUAUCAUGAAGAACACGUUUUAUCCUCAGCCGAAGAAAACGUGGAAAGAUAAGCUCAAGGGUUUUAUUAGCGCAGGAGAGGCUUCAGUAGAAUUUUGGACUCCCGUCUCUGAUACUUCGAACGAUCGAAAUCGGACAAUACCAACCACAACAACAAGGUCCUUCUCAACGGCCUCGGACUACUCUGUCUUCAGCCAGAGUAAAGAAGCUUAUCGAGUAGCAGAAGUACGAAGCAAACAAGGACAAUGGCGAUCUAGUAAAGUACGAAUUUGUUCUAUAGACUCAGAAGAAGAACAGCAACGUUCAGCGUCUCCCGUUGCGAGCGAACAAAGCAAGUUCAUUUGGCACACAAAAUCGACAUUGUUGCAGUGUGAUUUGAAUGAGCUGAAGGAUGUGUUGGAGGAUCUGAAAAGGAGAAUAAAUGGUGUGUCAUCAGAGCUGGUAACUCAGCUACAGGAAAAAGACAGUCUUGUUCAGCAGAAACACACCAUGGAGACCACGGUGGGUCAACUCAUCAGUCUUCAGUCAAAUGUCAAGACAGCAAGUUCACAGAAUGUAUCAAAAUCUAUGAACCCCACUCACAACCAACGUGGUACCCUGUCUUGCAAAUGACACCCUGUCUAUGUUAUUUUUUCAUGGUAUACUUGUGGUAGUUAUUUCUUUAAGGGCAUAACAAACUUAUUGUGGUAGGGGCCUUAACAACAGAACCUUCUGUCUAUGAAUCUACUCAUCUUUGUAGACAACCUCACUACAGACACUGUUCCCUUGAAUGAAACAUUCAGUUUUGCAUCUCCUGGAUCUAUGCCCCCAGUUCUUGCUUAUCACAUGAAGGCCACUUCAUGUGAAAUUUGAUUUGUCAAUUUUGAUAGAAUUUGUUCAACAAUUUGGGGAAACUCUUGAAAAAGGCCCAGUCAGUUUUUAUCUUAACCCUUUUACUCCCAUAAGUGACCAAAACAGAAUUUCUCCUCUCAAAAUCAAUACAAUAUCAAGUAGACAAGGGAUGAGAAUAAAGAAAAAUAUCAGUUAGGAUAUUUUCAGUUGAUCCAAUACCAAAUUCUCAAAACUAUCAUCAUGAGAAUUGUGUGGCAGACAGUGAGGAGAAUCAAGUUAGUCACUUCUGAUAAAUGAACAAAACUCUAAGUUUAUGAAGAGGUGAGAUAGGCUUCUCUUGAGAUGAAACAGCUUGCUGUUCCUUUGGACAAUCUUUUCAUUUUGUUAGAAAAGUUUUAUUUGGAUAGUAUUUAGGGUGUAUAUAGAUGACUAUAACCAAAGAUUUGUGAUAUGCCUUGUACAAACUAAGUCCUUGCUACAUUUCUUUUCCAAUGAACCUUAAUCCCAUGUAUAGUUAUAUUGUUUAAAAGAAAAAUUAGGUUUGCAUUAUUGAUGACCUCUUGAGCAGUUCUUUUCAGAUUAACGCUUACUAAAAACACAUGAAAAGAGAAGAUUUAGAUGUUAAAUAGCAACUGAUCAAGUCUUAGUUUUAAUUUUUUUUUAAUGUUGAUGUUGUUUACAGAUUGUUGAUAUUACAUCCAUGUUUAUACCAGAGAUUUUAAGGCCAGAUUAACAUAUUUGCCAAGGAAUUUGUGUGAUUCUACUCAAUGUAAAAUGUAAAUUAUUACUAAAACUUCUAAAACUCAAAGAGAGAGCUAAUUUUCACCACAUGUUAUUUAUGAGGGAUUGUGCUAUGUACCUGUGGGGUGGUGGGAGUGUGGGACUAGCUGAAUUAUUUGGCAUCCCAUUUGUAUUAAGGGGGCAGGGAGUAUGAGGAGUUUGCUGUGAUAAUCUCUAUUUAUCAAUUUUUU
Messenger RNA from Pocillopora verrucosa, 2262 nucleotides. RefSeq lists its product as uncharacterized. The record is from RefSeq and is a predicted model, not a curated record. NCBI's taxonomy places the organism in Eukaryota, Metazoa, Cnidaria, Anthozoa, Scleractinia, Pocilloporidae.